Rhinolophus ferrumequinum (greater horseshoe bat) is the source of this 407-nucleotide messenger RNA. Its product is annotated as small nuclear ribonucleoprotein E-like. Gene Ontology annotation, molecular function: RNA binding. Gene Ontology annotation, cellular component: U4 snRNP; U5 snRNP; U2 snRNP. Gene Ontology annotation, biological process: mRNA splicing, via spliceosome; spliceosomal snRNP assembly. NCBI's taxonomy places the organism in Eukaryota, Metazoa, Chordata, Mammalia, Chiroptera, Rhinolophidae. Bases 48 to 326 code for a protein of 92 amino acids. The transcript has a single exon. The record is from RefSeq and is a predicted model, not a curated record.
UUUCUGAGGUAGCGUGCAGGUUACUGUGGUCUUUGUCAGCUUCCACCAUGGCGUACCGUGGCCAGGGCCAAAAAAUGCAGAAGGUGAUGGUGCAGCCCAUCAACCUCAUCUUCAGAUACUUGCAAAAUAGAUCUCGGAUUCAGGUGUGGCUAUAUGAGCAAGUGAAUAUGCGGAUAGAGGGCUGUAUCAUUGGUUUUGAUGAGUAUAUGAACCUCGUAUUAGAUGAUGCAGAAGAGAUUCAUUCUAAAACAAAGUCAAGAAAACAGCUGGGUCGGAUCAUGCUAAAAGGAGAUAAUAUUACUCUGCUUCAAAGUGUCUCCAACUAGAAAUGACUAAUGAAGUGAGAAAUUGUUGAGACGGCAAUACAGUUUGUGUUUUUUAGGUCUCCUUUGUUAGGAGCAUAGUUC